AUGAUCCGGCCUGUCCUCGGUGUCGCCAACCUAUCUAUUUUGAUGAAGCGAUGUUUGAUAAACAAAAGAGUAACUAGAGUAGAAAAGCUUCUUAAAGAAUUAUCGCUUGAUCCAUUACCCGACACACAGAAUGAGAAUCUGGCCAACUCUGCUGGCAAUCCCGCUGAGUCAGAACAGCGAUUGGAAACUCUUUGGUUUCGCAAAUGGAGUUUCCCCGAUUUGCUGAAAACAUGGGCAGAGAUAAGAUCUGACGGAUCAGGACCUUCAUCCCGUCGGCUAUUGGAAAAUUUACCAAGGGGAUUCAUUAAUGGAGAUAGUCAUAGUUUUCUAGCUGAUAUAGCCGAGUUAGGAAUUGAAUCAUCCAUAUCUACAUCUAGUUGA
Ambispora gerdemannii is the source of this 381-nucleotide messenger RNA. The record is from the annotation of a GenBank genome assembly. NCBI's taxonomy places the organism in Eukaryota, Fungi, Glomeromycota, Glomeromycetes, Archaeosporales, Ambisporaceae.